This is a messenger RNA of Prunus armeniaca (apricot), 606 nucleotides long. The record is from the annotation of a GenBank genome assembly. Lineage: Eukaryota; Viridiplantae; Streptophyta; Magnoliopsida; Rosales; Rosaceae.
AUGAGAAUUGACGCCUCCUCCUCUGCCUCUGCUUCUUCUCUCUCUCUCUCUGGUCUUCUCAUCCCCAAAGCCACCCUCAACACCACCACCACUCCAACCCCUACCAUACCUAAACCACAAAUCACAGGGACUCUCUCUCUCUCUCCUUCCUCUCCAGUAACGCCAUCGUUUCUGGACAAGGAAAGAGGGAUUUUGAAGAUCGCCGAUCUUGGACUCAGCUGUGCCUUCACUGUACCUCGCAAGAGUUACACGCACGAGAUUGUUACUCUGUCACUCUCAUACUUCGGAGCUGUGAAGCAACUGGAACUAGAUUCUAUUCAUAGUUUCCAGAGGACUAAAGAUAUGAUGACAGAAGCUAUGUUUUCUCUCAACACUAUGACAGAGGAUGGCAACAUCAAGGAGGUUAAAGUUUUUAACUUGUCCUUGUAUGAUUAUUUUUUUCUUCCCAGCUUCGGAGUUUCAGUAGAUAUCAAUGUUUCAUACUUGAAUUCUGCUUACUCUGGUGAGGAGGUUGAAGUUGAGGCCAAGGCUUUACGAGUUGGGAAGCCUGUUGGUGUUGCCAGUGUUGAGUUAAGGAAGAAGAAGACAUGCAAAAUUAUAGCUUAG